This is a messenger RNA of Austrofundulus limnaeus, 688 nucleotides long. It is a transcript of the gene brk1, whose product is annotated as BRICK1 subunit of SCAR/WAVE actin nucleating complex. The record is from RefSeq and is a predicted model, not a curated record. Gene Ontology annotation, molecular function: protein-containing complex binding. The transcript is spliced from 3 exons. Gene Ontology annotation, cellular component: SCAR complex. Lineage: Eukaryota; Metazoa; Chordata; Actinopteri; Cyprinodontiformes; Rivulidae. Bases 22 to 249 code for a protein of 75 amino acids. Gene Ontology annotation, biological process: regulation of actin polymerization or depolymerization; actin filament organization; cell motility.
GCUACACACCAAACUGCUAACAUGGCUGGCCAGGAAGAYCCCGUGCAAAGAGAGAUUCACCAAGACUGGGCGAAUCGAGAAUACAUAGAAGUAAUAACAAGCAGCAUCAAAAAGAUCGCCGACUUCCUCAACUCAUUUGAUAUGUCUUGUCGAUCUCGUCUGGCUACUCUCAACGAGAAGUUGACAGCUUUGGAGAGGAGGAUUGAAUAUAUAGAGGCCAGAGUGACGAAAGGAGAAACCUUGACCUAGAAGUCAUCAUAUAACCACUUCCUCACUCCACCCUAAAUUUUUUGGACUAAAUGUGCUGGAUUUUGCCAUCCUUUUUUGGGAUCAUGUGGACCAUUUUUAUAUUGUGUAGCUGAGUUUUGUGUUGUUUUAUCUCAUGACUCACUUGUAUAGAAAAUAUGGAUCUGUUUUUGUAUUGGUGACACAAGCGUAAUCAUUUAUUCUAAAAUUAAACUCCUAAAGUAUUGUUUUCAAAAGAUAAUCCGCAGUGAAGUAAUGCAUCUGUUGUCAGCAGUACACAGUGUCCAAACCAAAUCAAAGAGAAAAGACAACUGGGAACAUUUUUGUGUGCCAACUUGAACAAGUAAUUGUGUAGUCACCUUUAUGGAAGAUUUGCCUGUACAAAAACAUGUUUGUUAGUGAUGUUUCAGAAUAUAAAUACUGUAAUAAAUGGUAAAGAGUU